Enterobius vermicularis (human pinworm) is the source of this 900-nucleotide messenger RNA. NCBI's taxonomy places the organism in Eukaryota, Metazoa, Nematoda, Chromadorea, Rhabditida, Oxyuridae. The record is from the annotation of a GenBank genome assembly.
AUGCCAGUGUCUUCGGUUGAUAAGAUUAUUCUUCCUGAACGCCCUGCUGCUCUGCGAUAUUGUACGCAAAUAGCUUUUCCUUACAAACUCGUGGUUUCCACUUAUGAACUCAAAGGUGGCCUCCGAAGAGGUUCGUUGUGGUUUGUAGAUGACAGCCAUAGUAAAAUUAAGAAUCUUCAAAUGUCUGCCGGAGUAUUUCGUUUCGAUUUAUUUCCCGAUGGCAUAACGUUGGUUGCAUCGCUAACAAACGGCUGCUUGAGUACGGUCAAUUUGGAAUCAUUUUCUGCCACCGACCUCCUAGUCAGUAUGGAUGCUAUGCUCCUUAGCGCGUGUGUGUCUCAGCAACAGGUGCUUUGCUCCGACAAUUUUGGGAAUGUUCAUGUGGUGGACCUGCUUUCAGGUAGCCCUUUAUUUCGUACUCCGUGUGAAGUGUGGUGUGCUACUUGGCUUAAUGACAUCAAUUAUAUUGCUUCCGGUGGUGAAGAUGCUCUCCUCAAACUUUGGGAUGUAAGAUGUAGUUGUCAGCCAGUGGCUUGCAACUCGUCACACGAAAGUGGAGUUGUAUUUGUGAGGAAAGAAGACGACAACUACCUCAUCACAGGUUCUUACGAUGAAAAUAUUCGCAGAUUCGACGUCCGCAAGUUGGAAAAACCUCUACGUGAUUUGCAGCUGAACGGCGGUGUCUGGAAUGUCGAAGAAACAAGUGAGUCGAAACUGUUAGCAGCUUGUAUGUACAACGGGUGGAUUCUACUUGAUAAAACAACAUUUUCGAUUUUGGAAAGAAAAAGCGACGCUGGAGACUUCAUACUAUAUGGAGCAGUUGAGUGUAACGAUCCGUCACUGAUAGCUUCUUGUACUUUCAAUAACUACACUGUGCACUUUGACAAAAUAACCAGUUAG